Messenger RNA from Cylicocyclus nassatus, 964 nucleotides. NCBI's taxonomy places the organism in Eukaryota, Metazoa, Nematoda, Chromadorea, Rhabditida, Strongylidae. The record is from the annotation of a GenBank genome assembly.
UUAGCUUAAAUUUGAAUAUGAUCUAAUGAAGCGUAUUUGGCGACGGCUGAAAAUAUUAUUGCGAAGAAAUGACUGGAAAAAGUACGUUGGGUACUCCAACAAAUUGAUGCCGGAACUGUUUAAUGACAAGAUAAAGAAUCAUGAGAAAGUGGGUUUACUUGGAAGAGGUACCUUUGGAAAGGUUUACAAAGCAAAACGAAAAGGAACGAGUGAUGAUCGCUUCUAUGCUAUGAAAGUAAUCAAUCCUCGUACGGCUCAUCAAAAACAGUUGGCGCUUAGAGAGAUCCUUGUUAUGAUGGAAUUGAGGCAUAGGUCGAUCGUUCUGUUGAACUACGGAUUUAAAGACAAGAGAAAAAUAGUGCUGUUACUUGAAUAUUGUGAUAUGGGUAGCCUGAAAAUGUUGCUGGAAGAUAGAGGAAAACUCGAGAAUUACUUAGCAGCAAGCAUAUUCACUGAUACUUGUAAUGGACUAAUAUAUUUGCAUAACAAGAAAAUUGUACAUUGUGACAUUAAACCAGAUAACAUACUGCUUACAAAAGAUGGACUUGCUAAGAUAACCGACUUUGGAGUAGCGCUAGGACCGGGAGAAAAACACGAGAAGUUUUAUGGAUCCGACGCUUACGCUGCUCCGGAAACGUUCUUGUCAAACUCUUACGCCCCACAGUGCGACGUUUGGUCAGUUGGUAUAGUUUUCUAUGAAAUGAUUUUUGGUUACCGUCCUUUCAAUAACAUGAAAGAAGUAUUAGCGAGAGAAAUUGAGAUUCCUAAACAAACUCCAUUCGCAGUUCACUUCCUAAUUCGUAUGAUGUUACAAACUGAACCCAAUAAAAGGCUUGCACUGGAAGAAGCAAUAGGAGGCUGGAUACUUGUUCAACUCAAUGAAGGGAAGAAAUGCAACACUAUAUCAUGCAUCGACUCCUCUCAGAUUGUCGCUGAAAGGAAAGCAUUGAGAUGUGAUGGUUGA